Arachis duranensis is the source of this 981-nucleotide messenger RNA. RefSeq lists its product as uncharacterized. The record is from RefSeq and is a predicted model, not a curated record. The transcript is spliced from 3 exons. NCBI's taxonomy places the organism in Eukaryota, Viridiplantae, Streptophyta, Magnoliopsida, Fabales, Fabaceae. The coding region runs from base 1 to 981 and encodes 326 amino acids.
AUGAAGGGAUCAUACAAGGACACACUGUUGACUAGCCCUGGAAUUGAAGAAGACCAUAUCACCUCGCUCGACAUGGAAGAUGAUGACCCUAACCCUGAGGAUAAGUGGUAUAGAGAUGAUGAUGAUCGAGAGAAUGUUGAUAAACCAUUCAACCCUUGUCCCACAAUCUCUGUAUCUAAGGAGGAAUUUGAAGAGUGGUCUAAACCAUGGAAGAAUGCCCUCCUGGCCAAAGUGCUGGGUAAACAUGCCACGUUCGCGUUCAUGGAGCAACGACUCCACAGAAAUUGGGAGAAGAAAGAUGAGGAUGAUUACGCGCAUGCGCUUAUGGAAGGUCCCUGGAUGACUGCCGGCCAUUAUCUCAUCGUGCAAAGAUGGAGGCCUUUUUUCCUAACCGGAUCCACAGAGGUUAGAAAGAUCGCCGCCUGGAUUCGCAUUCCAAACCUUCCGAUCGAGCUUUAUAACCACCGAUUUCUCUGGAGGGUUGGCUCAACCAUGGGACAUAUGCUCAAGGUUGACCACACUACCUCAAUCCACUUGAGGAAAAAGUUCGCCCGUAUAUGUGUUGAGAUCAACCUGGCAAAACAACUAGUGCCCCGAAUAUCUGUGCUUGGCUGUGAGCUAAACCUUGAAUAUGAAGAAAACCGUGCCGGAGAUAAUCCGCAAGGUGAGGUGCCGGCCGACAGUGUUGGAGAUGAAAAUGGAAGGUCCACAGAUCCACAAAAUCACCGCAAUUAUAGCAAUGGAAAAUCCAACCCUGACUUUGGGCCUUGGAUGUUGGUAAAAAGAUACAAUAAUAGAAAGAAACCCCAAAUAGGACAAAGGCAAUCUCAUGCCAAUCAAGACGCGAUCACUAUCUAUAGCACUAAAGAAGGAAACUCUCCAAAAGGAAAUAAUUCCAAUUCGGGAUCCCGAUUUGCUAUAUUGCAUGAAGAAAAUCCGGGAAAUGUACAGGAGAGUGCGAAUGAAUUGAAAGUGGGCUAG